Messenger RNA from Etheostoma cragini (Arkansas darter), 3578 nucleotides. Its product is annotated as xenotropic and polytropic retrovirus receptor 1 homolog. The coding region runs from base 451 to 2466 and encodes 671 amino acids. Lineage: Eukaryota; Metazoa; Chordata; Actinopteri; Perciformes; Percidae. Gene Ontology annotation, cellular component: plasma membrane; cytoplasm; Golgi apparatus. Gene Ontology annotation, biological process: phosphate ion transport; cellular response to phosphate starvation. The transcript has 15 exons. The record is from RefSeq and is a predicted model, not a curated record. Gene Ontology annotation, molecular function: inositol hexakisphosphate binding.
GAAUGCAGCGGGAGACAGGAGGUGGAGAGAGAGAGAGAGGUAGAGGAGAACAACAGGGGAAAAGAAGGGGGGAGAGAUAGCAAGAACCAGCUAGCGCCAGCACAGUGAGCCUACCGUUAUUUUGCGACAUUGGCGCUACAGAUACAACUACAUUUUAAGCAGUAUGUCCUUUAGCUAAGAUGUGACUCCACCAGCUUUACGUCGACUGUGUCCAAGACGGCAGAGAAAUGUGCGCCGGUAGCUAACGUUAGCUAGUUUAACGUGAAGACUACUAAAAGGCAUCUCUCUGUCGUUUGACCGUGCAGCCAGAUCGAAAUCUUCGGAUGCAUGUGUAAACGCUAGUAACGUUAAACCAGCUCGGCACAACAUCCCGCUCCUCACCUAGCUAGCUAACCCACCGGUCUCCGGUUACCGUGAAGGCAGGGGAGGGAAAACCACCACACUGUCAAAAUGAAAUUCACGGAGCAUCUCUCAGCUCACAUCACCCCGGAGUGGAGAAAGCAGUACAUCCAGUAUGAGGCCUUCAAAGAGAUGCUGUAUGCUGCUCAGGACCAGGCCCCAUCUAUUGAAGUCACAGACGAGGAUACGGUUAAGAGGUACUACGCCAAGUUUGAGGAGAAGUUCUUCCAGACAUGUGAAAAAGAACUGGCAAAGAUCAACACCUUCUACUCUGAAAAGCUGGCUGAGGCUCAGCGGCGAUUCGCCACGCUGCAGAACGAGCUGCAGUCCUCAUUGGACGCCCAGAGGGAGAGCUGGGCUAACGGGCGGGGCCUGCGGAGGAGGAAGACAGUGUUCGCCCUGUCGCAGCAGGAGCGAUGCAAACACAGAAACAUAAAGGACCUGCAGCUGGCCUUCUCCGAGUUCUACCUCAGCCUCAUACUGCUGCAGAACUACCAGAACCUGAACUUCACAGGUUUCAGGAAGAUCCUGAAGAAGCAUGAUAAGAUUUUGGAGACGUCGAGGGGGGCUGACUGGAGGGUGGUCCAUGUUGAAGUGGCUCCAUUUUACACAUGCAAGAAAAUCACACAGCUCAUCUCUGAGACCGAGGUGCACACAUAUGUCUGCCUACAGCCUGCUCCCGCUUGGACAACCUUUAGAGUCGGACUUUACUGUGGAGUAUUCCUCGUCUUAAUAGUCACUGUGGUCAUUACAGGAGCUGUGGUGAGAGGAGACGCUGAUGUUUGGCCUAUGGUCAGGAUCUACAGAGGAGGCUUCCUGUUAAUAGAAUUCCUCUUCCUGUUAGGCAUCAACACCUACGGCUGGAGGCAGGCGGGGGUUAACCAUGUACUCAUAUUUGAACUCAACCCCAGAAACAACCUGUCACAUCAGCAUCUGUUUGAGAUUGCAGGUCUGUUGGGGGUGCUGUGGUGUGUCAGCCUGCUGUGCUGUCUCUUCAGUAGUAGCAUCCUGGUACCAAUGCAGGCUAACCCUCUUGCUCUCUACGGCCUCUUCCUCCUCUUCCUCAUCAACCCCUUCAAGACCUGCUACUACAAGUCCCGCUUCUGGCUGCUCAAACUCUUGUUUCGAGUGGUGACAGCUCCAUUUCAUCGGGUUGGCUUUGCAGACUUCUGGCUGGCGGACCAGUUGAACUCUCUUGGUGUGGUUCUGAUGGAUCUGGAGUACAUGAUCUGCUUCUACAGUUUUGAACUGGACUGGAAAAAACACGAUGGACUCUUAAGCAGUGAAGGUAAAGACGUGUGUAAUUCCUACUCCUAUGGGGUCCGUGCGGUGAUCCAGUGUCUUCCUGCUUGGUUCCGAUUCGUCCAGUGUCUGCGACGUUACCGUGACUCCAAACGGGCCUUCCCUCACCUGGUUAACGCCGGGAAAUACUCCACUUCCUUCUUUGUUGUGACCUUCGCUGCCCUAUACAGCACACAUAAAGCUGAAGACCAUGCUGACACCCAGAUCUUCCUCUACUUGUAUAUCGGCUGUUUAGUGGUCAGCUCAUGUUACACACUGAUCUGGGAUCUGAAGAUGGACUGGGGUCUGUUUGACCGCAACGCAGGAGAGAAUACCUUUCUGAGAGAGGAGAUAGUCUAUCCACAUAAGGCCUAUUACUACAGUGCCAUAGUAGAGGAUGUGCUGUUGCGUUUUUCAUGGACGUUAACGGUCUCCCUCAGCACAGUCCCUGGGUUGCACAACAUCUCUGACAUACUAGCGACUGUACUGGCCCCAAUGGAGGUCUUUAGACGUUUUGUGUGGAACUUCUUCCGAUUGGAGAACGAACACCUGAAUAACUGUGGUGAGUUCAGGGCCGUCAGGGACAUCAGUGUGGCUCCGCUCAAUGCUGACGACCAGACACUGCUGGAGCAGAUGAUGGACCAGGAGGACGGAGUCAGGAACCGGCAGGGCAAGAAGAGCUGGAAGAGGAGCUACAGCAUGAGUCUACGCAGGCCGCGACUGGCCUCACAGUCCAAGACCCGUGACACCAAGGUUUUGAUAGAGGACACCGAUGAUGACUCCUGACAUCAGGCCACGCCCCUCGCCUGGGUCCAGAAUUUAUUCAAAGGAGGAACCUCCACCUCCUAAUCGAGGAAUCACCCAGCGAGUCGGGCGUUGAACUCUCAGCCAAGGAAGGGUUUUAAAACUCAUGCCUACGUAAUCCUUUCUCCGAUGCAUGAGCCGCUGCACGGGUUCCAAACUAUUUCAAGGGAGGAACUUUCACCUCUUGAAGAAACAACCCAGCAACAUGGCCAUCAAACUCCUACUCCUACCUUCAAUAAUAAUCAGGGUAGGCGUAUCACUUAAACUCUACUUUUCCCAAGCCGUGGGUGAAAAACUCUCUUCCUGUCAUCCACAGCCACCCAGAGGUGGACCAUUUAACUAAACCCACUCCUCAGCCAUUGCUUGGGCUCUUUCCUAAAAGCCUCAGCCUAGCAUGAACAACGCAGCUAAACGGAAUGCAAGCCGAUCAUCCUGACAAGAAGUGUCCCCGCGCCGCUCCCACAUAGGGAGAAUCCAACUUCAAGUCUUCUGCUGUUGAGGACCAAAAGGUUUUCUUCCUCACCUUUUAGCUAUUAGUCUCCGCCAACACCACACCCUAAAAGAACUUGCAUCAACUUGUAAUUUAGACUUCAAAAUGAACCUAAAGCCCCCCUUUUUUCCAAUAAGAGAAAAGAAAGGAUUGAAAAGUGUCCUCCUUUUCUCCUUUCAGCGACUUUUUAGGCCUUGUGAACCUUCUUCCUGACUGCUUGGUGAGCAGACUAUGCUGACAAACAUUUGAUAACGCCAAUCAGUCAGUCACUCUUCAGCUUGCCCCUUCAAAUCAUCACAGAGCUGCCUACCUGCACCUUACAUGCUUUAGAAUCACACACAGAAACAUGCACUUUGUAGAAGUGAAACGGAGUGGAAUGCCUAUUGUGUGUUCACACACAUACAGACAAUGAUUUAAUUUGUUUUUAUGUUCAUGGAUAUGCGACACUUGAUCUUUUUGAGACCAUGGGAAGAAACAACAACAACAACACACUUAAAGAAUAGACUAGCGAUUAUUUAUAACCGUGGUUGUAAAUAUGAGACGGACCAAAGUGGGAGGUGGGGUGAAAAUAUUCCAACAAUUUCAAAUACUCCAUAAUAAAAAU